Molecule: messenger RNA, 2850 nt
Organism: Balaenoptera acutorostrata (minke whale)
Lineage: Eukaryota; Metazoa; Chordata; Mammalia; Artiodactyla; Balaenopteridae
Gene: FBXL12
Product: F-box and leucine rich repeat protein 12
Exons: 4
Coding region: 661-1641 (326 amino acids)
Biological process (GO): SCF-dependent proteasomal ubiquitin-dependent protein catabolic process; positive regulation of protein ubiquitination
Cellular component (GO): SCF ubiquitin ligase complex
Molecular function (GO): protein binding
Source: RefSeq, a predicted model, not a curated record
AGUUCGCAGCCCCGGGCGGGAUGUGGGCUUGCGGUUCCCAGGAGCAGCUAUGGGGUCCCGAGCCUGAGUAGAGGGACACAUGUGGACGGAGCGUGGAGCCGAAUGAGGGUCCCGGCUGGGGAGGGGCGUGGAGAGUCAGAGGUCAUGGACCGGCGCCCAGCCGUUUGGAUGCAGUUAGUUGAAGGCUUUGCGCUGUGCCGAGACGCCGUCUGGUGUGGCAUCUCGGGGGGCGGGGAUGACCUCUCGUUCCUGAGCCUGACGGAGCCUCUAACUGCAGCUUUAGGGCUUUGGGGAGCCUGGGUCAAGUCCUGCGGGCAUCCCGUCCGCCCCCCUGCCUUCAUUCAGGGCUGGGCCUCGGAAGCUUUUUGCUCACCCCUCCCCUCUGCUUAUCUCGCCUGCCCCCAGGGACAUCUUGGGUGCAGACUACAGUCAAUAAGUGAAGGAGCCUCCUGAUCCUGGCCUGGAUACCAGCACUUACCAGAAUGGAGUUCUGAGUUCUGGUCGUCACUAUAUUCUCAGUACCCAGUUCUGACGUUGCACGUCUACCUGCAACACUGACGAGGAAGCUGGAAACUGCUCAACUGCAAAAUCUCCCAGGGGCUUCCAAGGCGAGUCACGGAGUCCCUUUCGCCGGAAGCGGAAGUGCGUGUCGGCGGGAUCAUGGCGACGUUUGCGGACUUGCCGGACUCUGUCCUGUUGGAGAUCUUCUCUUACCUCCCGGUUCGGGACAGGAUCCGCAUCUCCAGGGUCUGUCACCGCUGGAAGAGGCUGGUGGACGACCGGUGGCUGUGGCGACAUGUCGACCUGACGCUCUACACGAUGCGGCCUAAAGUCAUGUGGCACCUCCUUCGCCGGUACAUGGCAUCCCGGCUCCAUUCCCUGCGGAUGGGCGGCUACCUGUUCUCGGGCUCCCAGGCUCCCCAGCUGUCCCCCGCCCUGAUGAGGGCCCUGGGCCAGAAGUGCCCCAACCUCAAGCGCCUCUGCCUGCACGUGGCCAACCUGAGCAUGGUGCCCAUCACCAGCCUCCCCUGCACCCUGAGGACCCUGGAGCUGCACAGCUGUGAGAUCUCCAUGGCCUGGCUCCUCAAAGAGCAGGACCCCACCGUGCUGCCCCUGCUCGAGUGCAUCGUGCUGGACCGCGUCCCCGCCUUCCGCGACGAGCACCUGCAGGGCCUGACGCGCUUCCGCGCGCUGCGCUCGCUGGUGCUGGGCGGCACCUACCGGGUGACCGAGACCGGGCUGGAUAUGGGCCUGCAGGAGCUGAGCUACCUGCAGAGGCUGGAGGUGCUGGGCUGCACCCUCUCGGCCGACAGCACCCUCCUGGCCGUCAGCCGCCACCUCCGAGAUGUGCGGAAGAUCCGGCUGACCGUGAGGGGCCUCUCGGCCCCUGGCCUGUCGGUCCUGGAGGGCAUGCCGGCCCUGGAGAGUCUCUGCCUGCUGGGACCGCUCAUCACCCCAGAAAUGCCUUCCCCGCAUGAAAUCCUCUCCUCCUGCCUCACCAUGCCCAAGCUCAGGGUCCUUGAGCUGCAGGGGCUGGGCUGGGAGGGCCAGGAGGCGGAGAGGAUCCUGUCUAAGGGGCUACCCCACUGUAUGGUCAUUGUCAGGGCCUGCCCCAAAGAGUCCAUGGACUGGUGGAUGUGACCGUGCCAGCCGACCCUGAGACCCCUCUCAGCUUUUAUUAAUGAGUCCCAGACCCUCUGAGCAGCACCUUACCAUGGGCAGGUAAUCAGGCUGGAGAGGUAUGAAGGCCACAGGUAGGGAGAACCCAAGCCUUGGCUCCUUCAGAUCAUUGGAAUCAUGGUUUGCCAGCUGUGUGGCCUCUGUGACAUCAGCCAGCCUCUCGGAGGCCCUGUCCUCACCUCCAGAAAUGAGGAAGACCAUAGCUACCUCUCGGUUAUGUUGCAAAGCCUUACUCUUUACUGCCAGCCCUGAGGUCUGAGAAGGUCCUCGAUGAAGAGCCAUUCUCAGGAACAGGACAGAUGUGGAAGGGUGGGUUAGGAGUUAGGGAGACCUGAGGGGCCAAGGCCCCUUAGGAAGCCUAGAAGGGCUGUCAACGCACGUGCACCAGCACACUGACACAUCAUUGACAUGCCGACACACCACUGACACGCCGACACACCAUUGAUAGUCCUACAUGCACGCAGGAGACACGGAGAGAAGGGCAGAUACAACUCAUGCUUUGAUGAUCGAAAUGUUAAUAAAGGUUCUCAGUUGUCCUUUCAGUAUUUUGUAUUCUGGAUUUUCCAAGUUUUCCACAAUAUAUAUUAUUUUGCUAUUAAAGAAAAAUCAUCAUGUUUUUCAAAAAAGCAUUUGGUUUAUUCAUUCAACAAAUGUGUCUUCAGCCUCCGCUCUUUUGCAAGCAUGGUUCUAGGCACUGGGACCACAGCAGUGAACAAAACACACAAGGAAGAAGGCAGGAUGAUAAACAGGUGAACACAUGCAUGGAACAGUUUCAGAGACUCUGAGACAAUAAACCAGGGCCACGUGAUGGAGGCACACGUGUUUGGUUGAGUGGGCAGGGUGGGCCUCUCUGAGCCGAGAGCUGAGAGGUGAGGAACCAGCCCCGGGAAGCGCUGGGGAAGACAGGAAAGGCAAAGACUUGAGAUGGGCGUGAGCUUGGCAAUUUCCAGGGAUGGGAAGAAGGUCCAAGUGGCCGAGGGAACAAGGGGUGAGCAAUCAAAAGUGAAGUCAGAUGAUGGGGAGAGGUUGGAAGGGCCUCACAGGUGGCUUUGGUUUUAGGGGUUCAAAAGGUAGCAACUCCUUUUCCUGCCCUUUGAGUCUGAAGCACUUGAAAGAUGCAGGUGGCAGACUGAUAGUGAUCCUAAGUGCCCACCCAUGAAAUGAGCGUCA